This is a messenger RNA of Penaeus indicus, 1329 nucleotides long. RefSeq names its product neuropeptide Y receptor type 6-like. Gene Ontology annotation, biological process: G protein-coupled receptor signaling pathway. Gene Ontology annotation, molecular function: neuropeptide Y receptor activity; neuropeptide binding. The coding region runs from base 1 to 1329 and encodes 442 amino acids. The transcript is spliced from 2 exons. NCBI's taxonomy places the organism in Eukaryota, Metazoa, Arthropoda, Malacostraca, Decapoda, Penaeidae. The record is from RefSeq and is a predicted model, not a curated record. Gene Ontology annotation, cellular component: neuron projection; plasma membrane.
AUGGAAAACAUAUCCUUCACUCCUGAGCCUGGACUCUGUUCAGGAAGUCUGUGUCCGUUUCAGUCGAACGAAUUCAAAAUGUUGGGGGGGCGUGUGGACCCGGGAACCAGCUUGGACGAUGAGAUGAAUGACCAGUUGGAGUCUUUCCUGAAAAGCUCCGUGCUUCCUACUGGCGCUAACCAAACCCUCUCAUGGUCCGUGAUCAUGAGCAUCUUACAGGAAACCAACCAGAAGAGUUAUCUCGGUACUACAGCUAAGGUGUCUCUCAUCAUCGUGUACACACUUCUCAUAACUGUCGGGAUCCUCGGCAAUCUCAUUGUGGCCUUCGUUAUUGGUCACCGUCCAGAGCUCCGAACAGCAAGGAACGUUUACAUCGUCAACCUUACUGUGUCCGACGUCAGCAUGUGUCUGGUGUGUAUGCCAUUCACGUUAGUGAACCUGUUGCAUAAAAAGUGGAGCCUUGGCAACUUCAUUUGCAAGUUGGUGCCUGUCUUGCAAUGCACGAACAUAUUGGUAUCAACGGCAACGAUUGUGGCCAUUGCGGCAGACCGUUAUCUGACUAUUGUGUGUGUGCAGCGAAACAGGGAUGCGCGAGCGUAUGUACCGUGGUCAGUGGCAGCGAUCUGGGUGGUAUCUUUGCUAUUUCCGCUGCCACUUUUCGCUUACUACUUUGUGGACCGUGUGGAGAUUAAAGACUACAUUCUGAUCGAGAGGUGUGUGGAGUCGUGGUCAUCACCAAUAGUCAAGUAUGCAUGGAACAUGACCCUCAUCAUCAUGCAAUAUAUCAUCCCCAUUGUGGUGCUGAGCUUCGUACAUGGACGCAUCCAGAAAUACCUGAGCACCCAUCAGAUGUCGCAGCGGGAUGCCCGGCGAGCCCAGCGUGAAAUUGAGCGCAACAGAAGGACCACUGUCCUACUUACAUCUAUUGCUGUCACCUUCGCCAUCUGCUGGUUACCGUGGCACGUCGUCAACCUGCUCGCUGACUUCAACUAUCCAGGUUUUAGUGAACCAGAGUAUUUCUACAUGGUCUUUGGCUCCUGUCAUGCCGUCGCCAUGAGUUCCGCCUGCAUCAACCCUGUACUGUAUGGCUGGCUCAACACAAACCUCAGACAGGAGCUCACGCAGGUUAUACCAAAGCUACUGCGAAAGGUGACAACUAUGGGCAGGCACAAGUCCAGAAGUCCCCGCAGUCGAUUUGGCGUCAUUGAAAAUGCAUUGCAUGCAUGGGAACGACUUCGCAGCGAUGAAGGGCGAACAGAAGUGAUGGAACUAGUAGCAUCGGUGCCACGACGUUUGACCGCUGAAGAGAAUAUGUUUUUGAAAUUAUAA